Molecule: messenger RNA, 510 nt
Organism: Chroicocephalus ridibundus (black-headed gull)
Lineage: Eukaryota; Metazoa; Chordata; Aves; Charadriiformes; Laridae
Gene: IL17A
Product: interleukin 17A
Exons: 3
Coding region: 1-510 (169 amino acids)
Biological process (GO): inflammatory response
Cellular component (GO): extracellular region
Molecular function (GO): cytokine activity
Source: RefSeq, a predicted model, not a curated record
AUGGCUUUUGCCAACUAUGCUGCGGUGUUCCGAUCUCUGCUUUUGGUGCUGGUUCUAGCACUCACCGUAAGGAGCUCACCCCAUGGGAGGGCAACUCAUCCUCGACCUAGCAGGGACAGUGGCUCUGUGAGGCUUCGAGAAGGUUGCCUGAACCAAAAAGAUCUCAAAUUCCCUACCACGGUGAAAGUUGACAUUCGUAUCAGCAAUUCAGAUCAUGGGUUUAGGAUGGUCCACGAUGUCAGGAACCGCUCUCUCGCUCCUUGGGACUACAGGCUUGACGAGGACCCCAACCGCUUCCCCCAGGUGAUCGCUGAUGCCAAGUGCCGCCUCACUGGCUGUGUGAACGCAAUGGGGCAGGAGGACCACAGUCUCAACUCCGUCCCCAUCCAACAGGAGAUCCUUGUCCUCCGGCGGGAGCAGCGGGGCUGCCUGCCCACCUAUCGCCUGGAGAAGAAAGUCAUCACCGUGGGCUGCACGUGUGUCACUCCAGUUGUCCACUACCAGUCCUAG